This is a messenger RNA of Phlebotomus argentipes, 1794 nucleotides long. It is a transcript of the gene CSN1b, whose product is annotated as COP9 signalosome complex subunit 1b. Gene Ontology annotation, cellular component: COP9 signalosome. The coding region runs from base 204 to 1712 and encodes 502 amino acids. The transcript has 3 exons. The record is from RefSeq and is a predicted model, not a curated record. Lineage: Eukaryota; Metazoa; Arthropoda; Insecta; Diptera; Psychodidae.
CACAUACAACAGUGAAACAUGUUUCUUCGUGAAACACACGAAAAACGCAGUCUUCAAUCGGGCAACACGGCGAGUGGUGAAUUUAUGGAGUGGUGGAAAAUCCGUCCUGAGUGCAUGUUGAACCGCCAGAGGGCCAGUUGACUUGACAAAAAUAACACUUUUUUGUAGGUAAAAUAAAAUUUAGCAAUAGGAGCUAGUAGAGAAUGCCGCUGCCACUUAUUAUGCAGAACGCCGUGGAGCCGAUGCAGGUGGACGUGGAGGCGGUGGACAACGAAAAUCACGAAGAGGACACUUACGUGGUGGAGAAUCCGACACUGGAUCUCGAGGUGUACGCAAACUCCUACACCGGCCUGGCCAAGUCCUACCGCCUCAUGUUCAUCGCCGACCACUGUCCGUCGCUGCGCCUGGAGGCGCUCAAGAUGGCCAUCAGCUACGUCACCACCACAUACAACGUGAGUCUGUAUCAGUUGCUGCACAAGAAGCUGGCCGACAUGAAUCUGGCGGCGUCGCUGCCGGACGUGGCGGCGCAGGGCGCGGCGGCCGGCGCCCCCAGUCAGGACAUACCCACCUUCGACACACUCUGGGCGGACACGAAGAGCAAAAAGGCGGCGCUGAAGCUGGAGAAGCUGGACAAUGAUCUGAAGAACUAUCGCAGCAACUCGAUCAAGGAGAGCAUCAGGCGCGGCCACGACGACCUGGGCGAUCACUAUCUCAACUGCGGCGAUCUGUCCAAUGCCCUCAAGUGCUACUCACGCGCCCGCGACUACUGCACGAGCGGCAAGCACGUGGUGAACAUGUGUCUCAAUGUGAUCAAGGUGUCCAUUUACCUGCAGAACUGGUCGCACGUCCUCAGCUACGUGUCCAAGGCCGAGAGCACGCCCGACUUCGCCGAGGGCUGCUCCAAGGAUGCCAACCAGGCCGUCGUGACGCGCCUCAAGUGCGCCGCCGGCCUGGCGGAGUUGGCCACGAAGAAGUACAAAUCGGCCGCCAAGCACUUCCUGCAGGCCAACUUCGACCACUGCGACUUCCCCGAGAUGAUCUCCAGCAGCAAUGUGGCCAUGUACGGCGGCCUGUGCGCCCUGGCCACCUUCGAUCGCCAGGAGCUGCAGAAGAACGUCAUCUCGUCGUCGUCGUUCAAGCUGUUCCUGGAGCUGGAGCCGCAGCUGCGCGACAUCAUCUUCAAGUUCUACGAGAGCAAGUAUGCGUCGUGUCUGCGCCUCCUGGACGAGAUACGCGACAAUCUGCUGCUGGACAUGUACAUUGCGCCCCACAUCAAUGCCCUGUACACGCAGAUCCGCAACAGGGCGCUGAUCCAGUACUUCAGCCCGUACUUGUCCGCCGACCUGCGGAAGAUGGCCACGGCGUUCAAUCGCACGGUGGCGGCGCUGGAGAAUGAGGUGAUGCAGCUGAUCCUGGACGGGCAGAUUCAGGCGCGCAUUGAUUCGCACAACAAGAUUCUUUACGCCAAGGAUGCGGAUCAGCGCAGCUCCACGUUCGAGAAGGCAAUCAAUGUGGGCAAGGAGUAUCAGAGGAGGACGCGAAUGCUGAUCCUCCGGGCGGCGAUGCUCAAGAUUCAGAUUCACGUGAAGGAUUUUGUGCUGACGCAGAAUCAACCCCGUGAUAGUGGAAACCACACUGCGGAGAUUUGCGUGGCUUCGGGAUCCAGCAACACAUCCACGAAUGCCGUGAGUGGCGGAGGACUUCGCAACUGAGCAUCCUGCGUGCGCGCGACAAGGAGAGACACUGAAGAAGAUGCACAUUGAAUUAAAAAGAAGAGGACGAAGAGAGAGAUUA